Episyrphus balteatus (marmalade hoverfly) is the source of this 856-nucleotide messenger RNA. RefSeq lists its product as uncharacterized. The record is from RefSeq and is a predicted model, not a curated record. The transcript has a single exon. Bases 63 to 851 code for a protein of 262 amino acids. NCBI's taxonomy places the organism in Eukaryota, Metazoa, Arthropoda, Insecta, Diptera, Syrphidae.
AUUAAUCAAUUUAAUUGUCAUGAUUGAAAUUUAGAAAAAAAAAAAAACUUUAAAAACAUCAAAUGUCUGAUCUACAAUUGAUGAAUGAUUAUUUUGAGAUUCUUGAGAAAUGUCAAGACCCCGAUGAGGCAUUCAAAGAUAGUCCUGGAGAAAAAUCAUUUGCUACUGCUUGGUUAAGAAAACUUUGCAACGAUAUCUAUCGCAGAAAUGAGGAAAAACAAACAAGGAAUCUUUAUUUACUUCAAUUAUCCAGAUGCAUAAAAAAUGGAGAACUCAAUCAACUUUUUAUGUCACUUCCACCCAAAGGUAAACUUAAACCUUUGGAGAGUCCUUUCAAAAUCAAUAUCGAUCCUAAGUUAAUUGUCGGUGAAAUGGAAAUUGCUGCUCAGGAAUCAAUUCCACAUUCGAGUCCGAGAAAUUAUCAAACUCACAUGAGUACAAAAUUAUUUGAUAACAAUCAAGGAGCUUGUGCAUAUCUCGCGGUUUCUUUGGGAGAUCCCAAAGAUGGACCAAUUUGGAUGGAAAUGGGAAAUAAAGGAUCAUCAUUUCAAACUAAUAACAUUAAAGAGGAAAAUAUUUUGGAAGACUGUGAUUCAUAUGAUGAUGAUAAUGAAGAAGUCAAUUUGGAAUUUCUUGAACUUUGUUUACAUCACACCGCUAAUGAGAUUGCAGGUCUUGCAGAACCUGGUCAGUGUCCUUUGUUAGAAGAACAACUACAACUUUAUGAAAAUUUUAUCAAGAACUACGAUAUUGGAGUUGAUGCAUGUCAUUUGAGCAAAAGUGAGUUUAGAACAUUUUUGCUUAUGAACUUUCAAACGGAUUUGUUGCAUGCACUUCAGCGGUUCAAGUAAAUAAU